AUGAAUACACCGACUGAAUCUCUCUGGGGUAAGACUAAGAAUACACCGAUUGAAUCCCCCAGGGCUAAAACUAAGAAUACACUGACUGAAUCUCCCCGGGAGAAUAAAUCAAUCCAUCACAUUCUAUUCAUAUCUAUCUAUCUAUCUAUCUAUCUAUCUAUCUAUCUAUCUAUCUAUCUAUCAUUAUCUAUCUCUCUCUCUCUCUCUCUCUAUAUAUAUAUAUAUAUAUAUAUAUAUAUAUAUAUAUAUAUAUAUAUAUAUAUAUAUAUAUAUAUUGAUAUCUACCUGUUUCUCUCUUCUCUCUCACGUUCUUUCUCUCUCACGUUCUUUCUCUCUUUCUUCCUUUCCCCGUUAUCUCUCUCUUUAUAUAAAUAUUUUCUCUCUUUCUCUCUCUUUCUUUCUCUCCUGACUCUCUCAACCACUCUCUCUCUCUCUCUCUCUCUAUCUAUCUAUCUAUUCAUCUAUCUAUCUUUCUUUCUUUUUUUCUUUUCUUUCUUUUCUUUCUUUCUUUCUUUCUUUCUUUUUUUUUUCUUUUCUUUUUCUUUCUUUCUUUCUUUCUUUCAUUUCAUUCCAUCUCAUUAUAUAUAUAUAUAUAUAUAUAUAUAUAUAUAUAUAUAUAUAUAUAUUGAUAUCUAUCUAUCUAUCUAUCUAUCUAUCUAUCUAUCUAUCUAUUUCUUUCUUUUCUCUCCGACUUUUUCAACCCCUCUCUUUUUCUCUCUCUCUAUAUAUAUUGAUCUUCCGGUAGAAAUAUUUCCUUUCUCCAACAUUAUACUGACCUCUUCUUUCCUCCUUCUCAUUUGUUUUCUGUACCAAAUACAGUUUUGUUAG
Acanthosepion pharaonis is the source of this 828-nucleotide messenger RNA. NCBI's taxonomy places the organism in Eukaryota, Metazoa, Mollusca, Cephalopoda, Sepiida, Sepiidae. The record is from the annotation of a GenBank genome assembly.